GGAUGGAUACCAAGACGAUGACGAGCGACCGACGGCUCUCGUGUGGAGGGAAGGAGGAGUGCCUCGGUCGGGGCUCCUAGAACCGGAGAGCUUCAUGGACAGCUCCAGCUCGAUCACACGCGACGAACGCUCCCUCGAGAACGGCCACCAACCUCAGCGUCAUCCUGGCCACUUUUCUUCCCAUGAGGCGCGCGAUCUUGACCGGUUUCCUACCGACGAUCGUCGUCAUCUUCGCAAGAAAAAAUCCAUCGGCCAUCGUCAUACUCUCUCUAAUUUGGACAAUCCUUCCUCUACCUCUAGUAAUGGUUACGAUCCAUCCGGAAUGAGAGACCCUAAUCUAAACAGCUCGAAAAUCGUUCGAAGGCAAACUAGUCAAUCUAUUCGUAAUCAUCAUCAUCAUCGUGACGAUCAUCGUCAUAAUCAUCAUCAACACAACGAAGAAGACCCUUACUUCAUUCGCAGAGCUUCCUCUAUCCAUGGUCAUCCUUCCUCUUCCUCAGCUUCUCACUCUAAAUUCGGGCCCUUAGGUUCCCCUACUUCUACGAAAUCCUUCUCUCAAAAACUCGGCUUCGGCUCGACCAAAAAGACCGAAAAGAAAAACAGGUUUGAUUUGACUAAUGAAGCUCGAAGUCAAUGGGAAAACUUACCCCACUCCACAAGACACUCUACUCCACACCCCAAACCACUGAACCAUAAUGAUCUCAAUAAUGAUGAUUGCUUGAACCAUCAAUUCUAAGCCCCCCCCCCCUCACACACAUAAACUCUCCUUCCUUGCCCCUUCAUCAUCAUGAUUUCUCACAAUCAACUUUUUCUUCUUUCUCUCUCUCUCUCUCUCUCUCUGUACUUGUUUUUUUAUCAGUUAGUUUUCUCUUUUUUUUGUGUGUGAUUUGUGACUAUGAUAUCUGAUAAAAAAAAGAAGCUUUACAUACAAUAUAUAUACAACAACAACAAAUGAAAAGGAG
Molecule: messenger RNA, 962 nt
Organism: Puccinia graminis f. sp. tritici CRL 75-36-700-3
Lineage: Eukaryota; Fungi; Basidiomycota; Pucciniomycetes; Pucciniales; Pucciniaceae
Exons: 2
Coding region: 95-736 (213 amino acids)
Source: RefSeq, a predicted model, not a curated record